Molecule: messenger RNA, 3264 nt
Organism: Gryllus bimaculatus (two-spotted cricket)
Lineage: Eukaryota; Metazoa; Arthropoda; Insecta; Orthoptera; Gryllidae
Source: the annotation of a GenBank genome assembly
AUGGCUUAAGCCUCACCACCAAUAGACAUUUAUUUAUUUGUUUUUAUACUUCGUGUUGGCACAGUAUAACAUUAUACUGCGGCGGUGGUGCUCUCACAAGCUCUCGAAAUGGCGUGAUCUUGACAUUAGAACAUUGUCAAUUGUUCAGCAAGUUUCGCUUGGAACAUGCACGAACAUGCCCUUUGACUACUCUUUGACGUCAUUGACUACACAUUCGAAUCAUUGUCGUGGUUUGUUGUCCUGUAAGGAAUAUGUGAAGCAACUUGAAUAGACAGUGAGUUGAUAUGUGAAUCACAUGGGAAUUGGCGUAUAACAAUCACAAGCCGAUUUCAGCACUUUAUUUUUGUGAACAUAGUUUCAUCGAUGGAGAAUCAAGAAAUGUUAUUCAUGAGAAACGGAAAUGAUGAAGACAACGGCAGUGAUCAAGAUGAUGUUUGGGAUGAUUCAGCCCUAAUUAAGGCUUAUGAUGUUGCAGUGAAGGCAGUUAAAGAUAAAAUAGCUCAACGGUUGGAAUACAAUGAUGCUGAUGGCAGAGACAAAGCUAGUAGAAAGUUUCCAAAGAAGAAUGGAGGCUUAAAAAAUAAAAAAUUGGAGGGAGAUGCAGAAGCUGGUAAUUUGCAUAAAAGUAUUCAUCAAUCAAGAUAUCUGUUGGGUAAAGAGAACAUUCAGAAGAGGACUCCGGAAUCCAAAAAACCUUAUGCUAAAGAAUGUAUUACAAAUUUUGGAUCACAGUUUCCUCCUUUGCACCAUUCACCUUAUUUUGGACGUGCGUCGUCUUCAAGCAUGACUGCUCCUCCACAUGUGAUGCCAACUACUCUUCCUCCACCUCCUCCACUUUCUGUUACCUCUAGCUUACCAUUAGGAGACUCAGAAGCACUCUCUGCUAUGUUAAUGUCGUGGUACAUGAGUGGCUUCCAUACAGGAUAUUACCAAGGCCUUCAACAAGCAAAAUAUAUGAAUGGUGUUGCAAAACAAGCUCCUUGAGAAUCUCAGUAGUAUGGACUCUUUGUUUGUAAAUAUUUUAAUAUUAAUAUUGAAAAUUGAAAUUGAUGAUUUCCCAAGGUUAUAAAUGUGAUACAAUAUCAAAAAGUGUUUAAAGUAUGUUGGGAAUGGCGUUUCUGGGCUUAACAGAGACCUUUCUUGGUUUCUUUAAUGAAGUUCUUGACGUUAUUACAUAAAAAUAAACAAGUCAAAUUUCACAACUGAAUGAACGUAUUUUUAAUAAUAUAGUGUAAAUAAAAGAUGAAUUAAUAUUGUUGGUAAAUUCAUGCUCCACGAAUGCAUAUUCCCUAUCAUUGAUUGUUACCUGUCAUUGUAAUUAAUUUCUGUCAACUCUUUUUCAUGUUACAUUUUCUUAUUUCUGGAAAGUGAAAUGGUAAGUUUUAAAAUUGCAUGCUGGAACAAGAAGUAAAGUCCUGGUAACUUCAAACUGCAAAAAUCCUCAUUUUUUGAUAAAUUAAUAUAUCUGAAAAUGCAGAGUAACUCUGUAUUUAUUAUUCCAGAAGUUUUUUUUUUCACAAGACUUGAGACAAAGAGAGUCAUAUUCAUAUAUUUCUAUCAUUCCUUUUGGGUAUUAUUUAAUUAAGAUAUUAACUAUGUUUAAUAUACUGAUAGUAUUAGUAAUUCAAAUCGUAUGAAGUGGUGGGUGAAAGGUAUAUCUUCUUUGUCAAAAUUAGUUUUAUCUUCAAACAUGGACUUCUGCUACAUGAAUACAGUGGAAUCUCGUUAUCAUGUUCCACAUUUUCCCACAUAGCACAUAGUGUUUUAAAGUCCCAGACAAUAUCCUCAAAUUUCUGAUUGAGACAUUUAACAACUUGCCUAGCAUGUUUAAAUGUUUGUUUGUAAUAUGUUCUGAUUCAUGUUUUUUCCAGUGCCUUGUGUGGUUUUCAGGUUUUUGAGGUUAUCAGAUGGAGAUGAGAGAUAGUGUAUUUUCAAUCGAUUUGAUUACAAAUUCAGGGUUAGAAAAACGUCUUCUUAUUUGCCUUUGCCAUCUUCAUUCUUUGUGUUAUGUUGGUUUACUUACCCUGCAUUUCUUUGAAUUUCAUAGACUAACGAAGCUAGGUUUUAUUUUUUCUGUUAAUUUACAGUGUUUUGUUGAUUAUUCAUAGUUCUAUUACAGAAGUUUAUGGGCUACUAAUGAGUAACCCACAUUCUCAUACUUAUGCACUGAUCACUUACAAGUAACUGUAGUUUAAUUCUGUGUUAUAAUGUCCUGACUGAGAAAAUGUGGAAAAACAAUUGGAGCAUUUCGCAAUAACCUGUUUUCCUGCCUACACUAUUCAAAAUGUUUGAUCCGAUGAACAACCUACUAAAGAUUCCACUGUAUUAAAUAAGUGAAUUCAACUUUGGAAGAAAUUUAUUGAUAAACAAUUAAAAUGUUUUUUUAUCUUUCACUUUGUUUAAACCAUUUUAGAAAAGACUAUUAGUUUCAUACAUUUAAAUUAGAUGUAAAAGUAACUUUUAUAUACUAUCAGUUUAUGCUAUUUUAAGAGAGAAAUUCGUGAUCUACUGAGAGGUUUUCUAGUAACGAAAUAAUCACUGUAGGAUUGUUCAUAUCACAGUUGGGUAUGUUCAAACUUUUGUUCAUAUUGUAGUUUGCCUCUGAUCUCAGCAGUACCCAUAAUUCUUCUGUUUCAUUCUAAUUUUCUAUAUCUUUGUGUUACAAAGCCAAAUUAUUUGAAAUAUAACUGGAAACUUACAAGCAUUUGCAACAAUUUAUAACUAAAUAAUAAGAGAGUUUUAUUAAUAAAUAACUAUACUGAACCAAAUUCUUUUUGCCACUUUCUAUAUUUUAUUUCAACAUGUGCAGCUGAUGGUUUUGUUCUUUUCAAUGCUUGUUCAACAUCAUCUGUAAUAAUUUUCUUCAGUUCUAAUUUCGGGAAGCUGGCCUCUGAAAAUGUAAGAAUAAAUACUAAUUAGCAGUAUAUACAUAUGCUCUUGCAAAUAUGGUCGGGUAAGUACCAUACAUCAGUGUAGUUUAUAACUUGUUUCUAUACUCCAUGGUGAUAGAGUUAGGUAAAUGUUGCAGGAAAAACUGCUUGUAUUUUAACACAAAAGCUUGUUUUGUGUACCUCUGAUACCAAAAAAGUGUUAUUUGUGUCUUUUUCUUUUAUUACUUUCUCGUAAACAUAGUGUUGUCAAAUUUCACAUUUUGGGGGUUUUGAUAACAAACUAAUGUUGCCACAACGGCAUAUGCUUUCUUGCAUUAUUUCUAAAUUUGCAAUUUAGCAAAUUGAGAGAGUUCAAUAAAAAUGAAUGUGCCAU